This is a messenger RNA of Owenia fusiformis, 2285 nucleotides long. Lineage: Eukaryota; Metazoa; Annelida; Polychaeta; Sabellida; Oweniidae. The record is from the annotation of a GenBank genome assembly.
CGAGAAUUUCCGGAAAUGUAAAAAUAAAAUAAAAUAUCUAGAAAACUGAAAAAUGUAGCACAAACGCAGAUUUUGGCUUUCACAGGUACUGAUGUUGGGAAAAAGUUGACAGGAAGUCCAGAAUUGAAGCCUCCAAAGCUAGGCCAUAAGCAACAUGUCAAACAAAGGAAAGGAGCAUGACACUAAUAAACAAAAUGAGAAGACCCCACUGAUGCGGCAAGGGUCUGCUGGUGGUAGGAAGCAACUACCUGCUGUACCAGAUGCUGACACCCAACUCUCUCUUGCCUCUAAGAUGAUCGACAAAAAGACAUCCACUGCUAAAGGCAAUCAUUCCUAUGGACCAUUCUUCUUAGAAUAUUCUCUAUUAGCUGAGUAUAACCAGCUCCAAAAGCAGAAACUUCCAGGAGUUUAUGUAAUUCCAUCUGCCAAAUCAGCUCUAUUUUGGAAUGGUAUCCUGUUUAUAAGGCAAGGGAUUUACCAAGAGGGAAUUUUCCGCUUCUCUCUUCAUAUUCCAGAAAACUACCCUGAUGGGGAUUGUCCUAAACUUGUAUUCGAUCCUCCUGUAUUCCAUCCAGUCAUAGAUCCAGAAACGGGACAUUUAGACGUCACCAGAGCAUUCCAGAAAUGGCGACGUAACCACAAUCAUAUAUGGCAGGUGCUACUCUAUGCACGGAGAGUCUUCUACAAGAUAGAGACAAAAUCUCCACUCAACCCUGAAGCUGCAGUUUUAUAUGAGCAAGAAAUAGAGGUUUACAAACAGAGAGUGGCAGAGAGCAUCAAGAAAUGUAAAGACCACGUUUAUGAUUCACCAAACUCAGAUGACCCCCAUGCUAUAAAGUUUAGUCCCUGGGAAGUAGAUGUACAUGGGGAUGCCAGGGAACAGGUAUUGACCCCCAAGAUCUGCCUCAGUGACAAAAAUGCGCAGACUUCUGGACUUUCCUGGAUUGAUAGAGGCUCAACUAAGGUUUUCUCUAGGGAUGAUUCAGCAAAUGCAUAGAUAACCAGAAGGAACAAUUGCCAACAAGAUUGUGCUUUAAACUAUUAAAGCCUAAUCUACACCAACAAGGCACGGUGGGAUCUCGGUACUAAAUGUAGGAUUGCAUUAAACUUGAAAGAUAUGUGGUGAUCAAAUCAGUCCAAAGCACAAUCUCAAAAAUACUCAUUUAGAUUGACUUUAUUUUUUGGAUCAAACUGAAAAUUCAUUAAAUCAGCCAAUAUUUCUCCUAUUAUAUGGAACAACCAUGAGGAUGUAGAAUCAUUUUUUGGAGUUAGUGUCAUCAUGCCAAAUACUGUACUCUGGGCAAUUGUUGGCAUAAUAACGAAGAGCAAGAGCUGAAAUUGGAAUGAUAAUGCUCUGGAGAUUAUCUAGAAUAUGGUGAUCAAUGCAGUUUUUGUGAUAGCUCUUAUUGCAACCACAAUGUCAGGAUGCCUAGUAUAACCCCUACUGUCGUCAGAUGCAUCAGAACUAUUUUUAUUGACAAUAUGACAUAGCCAUGUCUGUAUGUGUGCUCCACAUAGAUUAUGUCAUUCAAUGUAAAAUCAAAAUAUUUAAAAACGUAUUUAUAUUUUAUCAUACAUGAACAAUUUUUGAUACAAUGUACGGGGUCAGUAUCCACUGUUCAACACAUGUUUCAUUCAGAACACCAUAUCUUCUCACAAAUGAGCCAGUAAUACUAAGUUCAGAAAUACCACAUCAAGAAUAAGUGCUUUUCUUAAUUAAUUUGUUUUCAGACCUACUAGGAAGUGUCUAUUUGUGCAGUUGCAUACCCAAAACCUUUUCGUAUAAAAAUAUAAUUUCUAGUUGAGACAAUUUAAAUUUUGUCUGUGUAUAGUAUACUGCACUUGUGCCAAUUCCAUGUUUAACCAUUUUUAACGUGGUCAUCAAUAUAUUGUUAUCAUGUUUUCACUAUUUAGUCAACCACUAUGAUCAUAUAUCGAAAUAUUUUACCACUUCCUUUUAGUUUAGAAGUCCAUAUAUUAUUCAUAAUUCAAUAAACUGAGUUAAAUCCAAUUUCAAAUUGCUCAAUUUCUUUAACAACGAUGUGAAAUUAAAUGGUGCUACUCCUUUUCUGUUGAAACCCAGAAAAUACAGACUUAUUCAGGCACAAUAUUUUUCUGUAUUUUACUGGAAUCAUUUAUUUUUCUUGACCCCCAAACACUGAACACUUAGUCUUGCCUGAAACAGGAAUAAGCCCCUAGGACACUUUUUCAUAUGUAUAUGCUCUACCAUUGAGCUAUAUGAUGUAUAUGGGCAGACCAUAUGCCAUUCAAUAAUGCCAAGAAAA